This is a messenger RNA of Thyridium curvatum, 2190 nucleotides long. RefSeq lists its product as uncharacterized. The record is from RefSeq and is a predicted model, not a curated record. Bases 1 to 2190 code for a protein of 729 amino acids. Lineage: Eukaryota; Fungi; Ascomycota; Sordariomycetes; Thyridiales; Thyridiaceae. The transcript has a single exon.
AUGCCUGACACACAUUUGGAAGUCGCGUAUGACGACCAGUUCUAUUUUGACCUCUUGAACCCUGCGGAUGGGGAUGGAGAUGCCAAUGGCAGCUUGUUUGGUGACAGCCCUAUCGGCUUGACGACCAACUCCACUCCGCCAAAGCCAGCAUCUACCGCAGACAAGGGAAAGGGCCUUCCGCUUCCCCUGCCACCUGCACCAGAGACGUCGACUGUGAGUGGUGGUGAGUAUAUGAAAUCGAAGCCGGUGGAACCGGCGGCUCCUUAUCAGCUCACUCUCCCUCCUUUGCCCGCCCAGGACCCGGUUCUGAUGCUGAGCGCCCAUAUGAACGGCACAGACGCAACAACCGGGGAUGUCGGACUAGGCAUUGCAUCAAGCUUGCCAGGUUCUGCCUUUGAUGCGAUGCCAAAUCAAGUUGUAAGCUCACAGCAGGCGAGCAAUGACCCGUUUGAGGGCUUCAGUCAUCUCCGGCCCUCCGUCUCUGGUGCUAACCAGCCACUGACACAGCAGAUGAACAAUCAUGUUUCUGUCUCUGAUCCGCACAGGCUGCGGCCAAAGGUGGACAAGUUCGACGACAAACUAUCCAACAAGCGAACAAAGAACCGGCCGAACCCACAAGACUUCUAUCACCCAACCCCCAGGCGCGAGGCCUGGGGCCCGCCUGACCACCGACAGAGGCCCAUGUUCCGCUACACAGAGUUCGGCGAGCUCGAGGGCGACAUCAGGUUCAACAAGGACUCGCUGGGCCAUUACAUGCAGGGCUGCAAGCAGAAGAACAUCCCGCUGCGGAUUUGGAUCCAGCACCCGCCCUCACAGAGCAACUGGCGCUAUCCGCUGAACGCAGAGUCCUCCAAGUGCCGCUCCCACGAGUGCCCCGUGAACAACCGCUCGGUCCUCAAGGGCAUGAUCCGCGUCGCUUUCGACGAGAGGCCCGCAGAUUCGGGCGUCAUCCACGACCCUUUCCACUGCGCCGGCUACAUGCACCUCUUCUGCCUCGAGAAGAUCGUGAACAUCUACAAGUUGAUGUGUACCGGGGUCAUGAACAUGAUGCCCGACACGCGCGUGCUCCACUGCGAGGACAUCAACCCCAUGGCCCUGAACCGCGACGACGACGGCCUGGUCUACGAGUUCCGCAAGUGGCAGGAGGAUCAGGCGACGAUCCGCAAUCCCGAUGGCGAGUUCGGCGCGAUCCCCUUCGACAAGGACCGCGACCUUCUGGUCAAGAGGUUGACGGCGGAGCACAUGAGGCUCCAGACAGCGGCCCGGGAAGCCGCCCGCGACGACCGCAAGAGGACCAGGGAGGACGAGGGCGGCAUCAUUACCGACAUUGGCGUGUGGGGCGGCGAUCUCGAACACUAUGCCCAGCUGAAGCGCUCCGAGGUGAACCGAAAGAGGGACGCCCGUGACGCUGAGAAGGCCAGGCUGAGGAAGAAGAGGAAGGCACAGAGUGGUGAUGCCAUUGAGAUUUCCGACGACGAGGAUCUGGACGAGGGAGUACGGGUUCUCAGGUCGCACAAGCGGCCCCGCGCGGAUCCUAUCUUUGGCCAGGUCGACUACCAGCAGCAGCCAGAAGCCCCGUCCACGGACUUUGAUCUGCGCCCUCCGAUCAUCUCACCUAGGGAUGCCCAGCUGGACUAUCAGCCUGCUCAGUAUCACACCUCUGAACUGUUUCAGAUGGCUUACGAGCAGCAGAUCCAUCCACAGUACCAGCCAUACCCACAACAGCACCAAGUCCCUCCGCAGCAUCACCUCCCUCCGGACUAUCAGACGCCGGGGCAUCAGAUCCCACAACAGCCUGGCCCAGGCGCGCCCCCCGCGCCUGAACCCGCGCCUGAAACCGCGCCUGAACCAGUACCUGAAUUUGAAGGACCCAUCACCCGUCGCCGGAGCAAAAUCUUGGCCGCGAACGGAUCGCUGGCUUCGCCUCGUCUGCCUGCUAUCGACGAGAAUGCAGCCUAUCCGCCCAAGCGCGAGACGGCCCGGACGGACUUGGGCGCUGCUCCGUUGAAUUCGCCGGGCCCUCAUGGUCCGGGCAUGGACCAGAGGCUUCUGCGUCCCCGACGCAAGCGUGAGUGGGCCGACUUUGACGAGGGUGGCGACAACCACAUUCUCGCAAGGUGGGAGGUCGAGAAGUAUAACUAUAAGCGCACUGCUAGAAAGCGUGGUCGUUAUAACUCUCUUCCUUUCUGA